Messenger RNA from Pseudoliparis swirei, 3436 nucleotides. Its product is annotated as insulinoma-associated protein 2. Gene Ontology annotation, molecular function: RNA polymerase II cis-regulatory region sequence-specific DNA binding; DNA-binding transcription repressor activity, RNA polymerase II-specific. Gene Ontology annotation, cellular component: nucleus; transcription repressor complex. The record is from RefSeq and is a predicted model, not a curated record. NCBI's taxonomy places the organism in Eukaryota, Metazoa, Chordata, Actinopteri, Perciformes, Liparidae. Gene Ontology annotation, biological process: regulation of cell cycle process; negative regulation of transcription by RNA polymerase II; neuron differentiation.
CUAGAAAGUGGGCUGGAGACCAGAGUUGUGUUUUCUUUCCGCCUGGUGGUGCCGAGCCUCCCGGUCCUCCUCACCGCGCCAAUGCCUCGAGGAUUCCUAGUGAAGAGAAACCGGCGGUGCGCGGCGUCGUACCGGUCGCGGUGCAGCGGCAUUACCGGCCCCGACGCGCAUCACGGGGAUCACCCAGACGCGGCCGUGCAGGGGACCGACGUGUUGAGCGCGCUCCCCUUUGGACAGCCGGACCGACUGCUCCCGGUGUCCCGCGAAGACUCCGUAGCCGCGAGAGAGGCGUGGAGCGCGCACGUGGAGUCCGCGCUGGAGGCAGAGGCGGAUCAGCGUGCGCAAUUACCGGAGACCGAGGAGCAGGUGAGCGAGGUGGACGCGCUGACUCCCGUUAGUGGCUUCUCCUGCUUCUUCCCGCCUCUUCCUCCUCUGCCCCCACGCGACUUGACGUCAGCGGAGUCCCGCAGCCCCGUUAAACCGAUCGGCACGAGACUGCUUGACCACCACCUCCACCUCCACCCCCACCUCCACCACUACCAUCCCCACGAGGGAGACACGGAGCCGCUGUUCCCCUCGAAGUGCCUGACCUCGUCCCCCCUGACGGGCUUACCGGAGCUGCCGUUCCUCGUGAGCUCCCCGCCGACUUCCAUCGAGAGGCUCCUCGCGAGCGGCGGCCGCAGCGGUCAUGGAGACAAGUACGACCCGAGCGCGGCUCACGUGCACUUGUUCCCGCCGCUCUCACUCGUGGACCGGGAGCAGCAUCACCCGGCGAGGAAGCGCACGUUCCUCGAGCAGGAGCAACGCCUCACCGGCAACCGGCUCACCGGCAAACCGGCCGCGGGCAACCCGCCGAAGAAACCCAAAGUCAACCGGAAGCUCAACUUCGAGGAUGAGGUCACGACCUCUCCGGUGUUGGGCCUGCGGAUCAAAAAGGAGAUCCCCGAGUUGAGAAGGCCGCGGGAGAGGCCGGCGGGAGCCACCGGGAACCAGCCGCUCGGAGAGUACAUCUGCCAGCUCUGCAAAGAGGAGUACAUCGAUCCGUUCUCCCUCGCGCAGCACAAGUGCUCCCGCAUCGUGCGCGUGGAGUACCGGUGUCCCGAGUGCGACAAGGUCUUCAGCUGUCCCGCCAACUUGGCGUCGCACCGCCGCUGGCACAAGCCGCGUCCGGUAACCGGUGGAGAGACUCAGGCGAACAAGAGCCAGCCGCUGAAGGAAGCGGCGCGGGGGCUCGUGCCGCACGAGAGACCCCCGGUGGAGAUGGAGGGCAAAGAGAACGAGCUGCUGCUGCGCGUGAACAGCAACCAGCACCACGGGGCGCUGGACAGCUCCCGCGUCAGGCGCGAGCCCUCCCUGCUGCUGCUCCACGGUCGGUCCCGGGACAGCCCCGACGGGGACGGCCUCGCGGGCCCUCACUACGAGUCUUUGCUCCGUUACCGGAAUCCGGCCGAAAGCUGCCUCGACCUGCAGCAGCAGCAGGCGCGAGCGGCGGACAGCCCACCCUCGAGCCUGCUGCCGAUAACCGGCAACCCAGACGAGCGCGCGGACUCGCCGCCGCCGUCCCUCGCGCACCUCCCUUUACCGUUCGCCCAGUCCCUACCGGAGGAAGAAGUGUACGAAUGCCGGUACUGCGGGAAGAAAUUUCGCCGACAGGCGUACCUGAAGAAACACCUGGCCGCGCACGAGAUGACAGCGCGAGCGUCUCCCAACCAGUCGUCGUAUGGCCAGGCGCGCGAAACCAUCGCGGGACAGAGCCAGGUGUUCCUGUGUCACCUGUGCGGCGCGCGCUUCCCGUCGGUGGAAAUCAGGGACAAGCACCGCAUGUGGCACGCGAUGAGGGACGAGCUGCUGGCGGGAACUUUAGGAGGAGGUAGAGGAGGAGGAGGUGGAGGACUCCGACCGGACAUGUUCCACGCGCAGGGAGGCGAGAGCGGGGAGUGCGAGCAGCAGCAGAUUUUCACGUGCAAGCAGUGUCCGUCCACUUUCUUCAGCUCCCCGGGGCUCGCGAGACACACCGACAAGUCUCACCCCACCGACAACCGGCAGGUGGGGCUGCUGCAGAUGACCGUGCGGCCGUAAGAAGAGCGCGAGCCCGGGCCAACCGACACAACCAAUUCCACAUCUUAUGUAUUGACUGUCGUUAUGAGGACCCUGUUCAUAAAGUACAUUUAAUGCAGCUGUGGUUCUACUGUACAUGGGGACGGAAGCCGGUUUGGUUCAGUUGUGGUCAUAAAGCAAAAAGCGCACUUUUGCGCUUCAGGACACGGGUGAGUGUGAGUUCUGUUUCAAGCUCAAUGAGCACCAUGAAUAUUAGAUUAUUUGACAAGCAGUUAUGAUAUAUGAACAUCGUUUAUGCUUUAUGGCCACGCGACCGAUAACCCAAAACAACUGACAAACUAGACUGAGAGAUGACGUAGUGUCAGUACUGGAGCUGUCCAUGGUGCUGAAACUACACCAACUAAAAGACCCACUGGAGCGAGUACAAAGCAAACUAUUAUCUUCCACAGGUUGUUUAGUCUUUACAGCUUCUUCUUGUUGUUGUAAAAGAAAAGAAAAGGACAUUUUUAAUUCACUGGACAGGUGCAGAUCCAAUAUGAUUACAUUAAAAUGACACCAGGAGAGUGGCCCUUAUUCUAAAUUAAACUAUUUUUUCUGUUGAAGUUUGGAGAGUAAAUCACGUGUACAGCCAGUAUUUCACAAGUCAGACAUUGUUUUCUAUAUUUCUUUUCUCAUUGAGAGAAUAUAUUUCCUGUAUUGGCCUUUUUCCUUUUACUGUUCGAGCCUCUCCUGCGUCCUCUCACAUCGAGCGUGUGAAUGAUUUGACAUUUAAUCACAGUAACUACUGUUACGUUGAGCAGAAUCAUUGAAGUCUGACAAAUGGUAAUUUGAUUUUGACUAAUUUGAGCAGGAGGGGGUCAUGUGAUGAUGUGCUGAAGAAAAGAUCCACACAGGCCUCUCUACAUGUGGCAGGCAUUUACUCAUGCUCCAUGCAGAGUAAUCCCAUUACACCAAAGCUCAGAAGCCUAUAGCGCGUUACACUACGUACCGCCGUGAGACAUUAUAUUUAGAAAUUUACCAUCCUCCCCCAUCUAAUGGAAAAAACAAUCAUGCCCUCACUAUUUCAUGUACAGUUAAAAAUAAUAAAACAAAGAGAAAAUAAUCUAGACCAUAAUAUGCCUUUUAUAUUAAACGUCCAAGUACAUUAUUUUCAUACAAAAAUGGAACAUUGAACGUGUGUACUGCUAAUAAAACAAAAGUAUUUCGUCUUUAUUGAUUAUACAUUACUGUUUAAAUAUUUACUUCACGAUGCUAAGCGUGUCCUUGUGGCUCUGUGAAGCCUGGACGGUAACACUUUGAUAUGUCUGACGUGAAAUGUGACAUUUAUUCUAAUAUAUUGUCAAUAAAUGUGAAGACGGUAUGAUGACCGGCCCGUCAA